AUGGACGCUGUCAUGAGGAAAACUUUCAACGGAAGGCAAGGCGUGCAGUACGGUGAAGGCGGCUUUCUCACUGACCUGAUGUUUGCCGACGACAGCGCAAUUUUCGCCGAAACUGACGAGGAAGCGACUAACAUCAUGUGCUCACUGUCAGAGAUUGCCCAGUCGUAUGGCCUCAAAAUAAACGCGGAAAAGACCAAGGUGAUGACCUCGGAUGGAUCGCCCGCGUCCGUGCGACUGGGUAGCGUCGCCUUGGAGCAAGUGAGUAAUUUCAAGUACCUUGGAUCGGUCGUUCAAGAAAGGAAAGUGGUUGCCGAGGCUGAGGUCCGCAGCAGGAUUGGUCAUGCGUCUAAGACAUUUGCAGCGUUAAAGUGGUGUCUCUGGAAGAAGAGUAACAUAUCACUGAAAACCAAAAUUCGCAUGUUCCGGACGCUGGUGCUCCCUGUGCUACUAUAUGGGUCUGAGACAUGGACGUUGCUCAAGUCGGAUCUCUCUCAUCUCGAGGUGUUUCAAAUGCGUUGUCUCCGCCAUAUGCUCGGGAUCAGGCUUCGUGACCAUGUCACGAACAACGCCAUCAGGGAGAAGUUUGAAGAUCAACCCACAAUCGAGGAACAAUUGAAACUGCGACGGCUACGAUGGUUCGGUCACCUGUGCAGGAUGGGUCACGACAGAAUACCUAAUAUGCUCCUGUGGAGAAGACGCCCUGCGCAGUGGAAAGUUCAGAGGACGGCUCCAAAAAAGACUUGGUUGAAGCAAGUUGAGGAAGACCUUAGGGCUCUGAGGUGCAGUGUUGAGCAUGCUAGAUGUAUUGCUGCUAAUCGACCAGAAUGGAGACACUUCAUUCAGGGCGUUCGUACUCCAAUGGCACCCACAGCAGUGUACUGGUUGAGAGGCCGGCCCCCACCACCAGACGCAAGCUAA
This is a messenger RNA of Ostertagia ostertagi, 918 nucleotides long. The record is from the annotation of a GenBank genome assembly. Lineage: Eukaryota; Metazoa; Nematoda; Chromadorea; Rhabditida; Trichostrongylidae.